Molecule: messenger RNA, 1006 nt
Organism: Ruditapes philippinarum (Manila clam)
Lineage: Eukaryota; Metazoa; Mollusca; Bivalvia; Venerida; Veneridae
Exons: 6
Coding region: 113-730 (205 amino acids)
Source: RefSeq, a predicted model, not a curated record
CUUUACACUUACGAUUAUUGAGAUAUAAUUUUUAUUGCAACAUGUGAUUAAUACUCUUUCGAUACAACUUUUUAAAUUUCUGAGGUUCUUACAAAAUCCCAAUUCUGCUAAAAUGGAGACAAAGAAUGCUGUAUUGUUAAUGGUGUUGGUGUUUGGAGCGGUUUGGGCUGAUUCUGAUGAAGUACAGGAUGGCGAUCUUCACACAGAGACUUUUCAAAAUGGAAAUGAGGAAGAAGUAACAAUAUUAGACAAAAACAAUAAAGUUGUAGCCACCGUUGAAAUACUUGAAGAGGAGGGACUCCAAAUUGACAAACCAGUUGAAGCUGAUGAACACCCUUGUUUUCUGAGAAGUAUUGAAACAGAAUCUAACGAGACCACCCCCGAUGAUAAAGACAUUUGCUAUGUACGUAACGCAGUAUCCUACGAGGACGCAAUGGGAAUGGGUCUAAAUGCUACACAUGUUUUCGAUCAAUGUCAGUCACUCUAUAUGCUGGAACAACAGAGCUGUGACGUAAUUGAUGACAAAGCUACAGCAGAGGGAAGUCGCAAGAAAAGGUCAUGGCCAGUUGGAAAUUAUUGUUGUCAUUACAAAAUACAAUACACUGUGAAAUGCGUGUACAGUGUGUCUUAUUGCUGCAGAUGGUUUUCUGUAAUCUGUACCCGACGCUGUCAAAGGUGUCAGAAAUAUGAUACCAUACCUUACAUCAUUAAGAUGUGCCAUUAUGGCUAGACUAAAAUCAUUUUCUGACAUAGUCUUAUAAGAUAAUGCGGUAUUUUGUAGACUCUAAUCAACAAAUGUUAGCAUUUGAUGAUGACUAUUCUUGUGCAUGACUGAUAAAUUUUAAAAAUUCGAGUGUUGUUGAUUUAAAGUUAAAGAUAAGCAUGUUAGUUCAAUGAAUUAACAAUGCAUAAAAAUAACAAAGCAAAUGAAAUAUUUGAUUCUUUUCAUUCUUUUGCAUGAAUGUUUAUUUGUCAAAUUACUCUCUGACUUUUAAUGCGUGAAAUA